Messenger RNA from Aspergillus fumigatus Af293, 840 nucleotides. RefSeq lists its product as uncharacterized. Lineage: Eukaryota; Fungi; Ascomycota; Eurotiomycetes; Eurotiales; Aspergillaceae. The record is from RefSeq and is a predicted model, not a curated record.
AUGGCAGCACGAUUUGGAACCCGUCCACUACUCAUCCUCGCUCUGCCUCCGGUGGUACUCGGAUACGGCAUCCACAGAGGCCUUAGCACGCUAGAGGCACAAUAUCCCCCUCUCCCUCCUGAAGCAAGAACUAGCAUCGCUCUGCGCACUCCACAGAAUCCCUCAACUCAGUUUUGUGCAUAUACCGAUGUCUACGCGGCUCGUGUCCCAGUCAAAGCACUGCUGCCCCGAGCUCAAGGGACAAAUGACGCUCCUGAUAAGCGCAAAAGUACAAACUGCGAAAUCACUAGCGCGUGGGCACGGGCGUUCAUGGGCAACAAAGUUCUCCGCGCAGAAGGCAGCCUUGUUGGCCUCCUAACUAAAGGAAAGUUUUCUCCUGGGAACACUGGUGAUACACCUGCGGGAUUUACAUCGCCUGAGGCGUCGGGGGAUGCCCGUUCGCUUCUGAAUGGCGUGUUUGUUGUGGAACGGCCACCGUCGGAGGAUGAUAGGGAUGGGUUACUGGUUUCCUGGCGUAUGCCGGAUGAACCCCGCCGGUUCUUUGAGAAGAUUGCACGUUGGGGGUAUCCGUGGCGGUUGAUGUCGGGCGGUCGCCAUGAGUUGAGCGUUUCGGAGCGGUUUGGUGGGGUGGAAGACGAUCAAGGCGAGGGGCCUUUUGUAGAGGUGCGGUUUGCUUGCGCUCAUGACUACGAGAUUGUACCUGAGGAGGGGGAUCUGCGGCAUCAGAAGACGAUUCCCGGUUGGACAGGGAGACUUCAUCGGGGCUAUGCUCGGCUCCUGCUUGAUUGCGCUGUGCGGGAGUUGAGGAGGGAGUAUGAGAAGACUAGAAGCAGGCUCUGA